Messenger RNA from Phragmites australis (common reed), 543 nucleotides. Its product is annotated as polycomb group protein FIE2-like. Gene Ontology annotation, biological process: negative regulation of transcription by RNA polymerase II. The transcript is spliced from 6 exons. Gene Ontology annotation, cellular component: ESC/E(Z) complex. The record is from RefSeq and is a predicted model, not a curated record. Lineage: Eukaryota; Viridiplantae; Streptophyta; Magnoliopsida; Poales; Poaceae. The annotation marks the transcript as partial. Gene Ontology annotation, molecular function: protein binding; nucleosome binding.
UCUGAUCCUGGACGUACAAAAUUAUUUUUGUGUUCUGACGCUGUUUCGCUCGGCAUUGAAUUGGAUGAAUCUGUUAGGCUAUGGAAUGUCCAUAGAGGGAUCUGCAUCUUGAUUUUUGCUGGAGCAGGAGGUCACCGGAAUGAAGUUUUGAGUGUUGACUUCCACCCUAGUGAUAUUAAUCGUUUUGCAAGUUGUGGCAUGGACCAUACUGUGAAAAUCUGGUCGAUGAAAGAAUUUUGGCCAUAUGUUGACAAAUCAUAUUCAUGGAUUGACCUUCCAUCCAAGUUUCCAACAAAAUAUGUACAGUUUCCGGUCUUGAUUGCUGCAGUACACUCUAACUAUGUUGAUUGUACUAGGUGGCUUGCUGACUUCAUCCUGUCAAAGAAGUACCCUGUGCCAGAGUGUGACAUCUGGUUUAUCAAAUUUUCACGUGAUUUUCACUUCAAUCAAUUGGCAAUAGGCAACCGUGAAGGUAAAAGUCUAUGUCUGGGAAGUACAGUCCAGCCCACCUGUUAUAACUCAGAUGCACACAACCCAAAGUAG